Thermothelomyces thermophilus ATCC 42464 is the source of this 1774-nucleotide messenger RNA. RefSeq names its product Dihydrodipicolinate synthetase-like protein. Lineage: Eukaryota; Fungi; Ascomycota; Sordariomycetes; Sordariales; Chaetomiaceae. Bases 195 to 1409 code for a protein of 404 amino acids. The record is from RefSeq and is a predicted model, not a curated record. The transcript has a single exon. Gene Ontology annotation, molecular function: 4-hydroxy-tetrahydrodipicolinate synthase activity.
CUCUCAUCCCCUUUCCUCGGUUCCGAGCACCUGCCUCCCUCAUCUUCUCCAGUCGUCACAAGCCAUCCUCCCGCACCAAGGCUUUAAUUCCUCCUCGUUCGCCUCCUUCUUCUGCUCUUCUUCUCGUCUUGCCCGCCUCCAUCCAGCGCACCAUCGCUACGUGCCGAUACCAACAGCCAACAUUGUCAUCCAGCAUGGCUCCCCACAACGACGCACCCUCUUUCAGCAGCGGCUACACCUCGGGGUUCAACAGGGCGCAGUACCGCCCCGUGAUCACCUCGGGCCUCAUGACCGGACACCUCGGCACGGGGGAGCCUCACUCUCCCCUCAGCAGCUCCUUCAGCACUAGCUCGGAGGCGUCCGACUUCCACCACAUCCACCGGCCGCUCGUGCCGGGCGUCUACGUGCCAACCAUGUGCUUCUUCGAGGAGAGCACCGAGGACGUCGACACGGACACGAUCGCCCGGCACGCCGUGCGCCUCGCCAGGGCCGGCGUCACCGGCCUGGCCACCCAGGGCUCCAACGGCGAGGCGGUGCACCUGACGCACGCCGAGCGCCAGCUCGUGACGGCCACGACGCGCAAGGCGCUCGACGAGGCCGGCUUCGGCCACAUGCCCAUCAUCGUCGGCUGCGGCUCGCAGAGCACGCGCGAGACCAUCCAGCUCUGCCGCGAGGCCUGGGAGGCCGGCGGCGACUACGCCCUGGUCCUGCCCCCUUCGUACUACGCCCCGCUCUUCGCGCCCGCCUCCGAGACCGUCAUCUCCUUCUUCACCGCCGUCGCCGACGCCUCGCCCAUCCCCAUCAUCAUCUACAACUUCCCCGGCGCCGUCGGCGGCCUCGACCUCUCCUCCGACGUCAUCGUCCAGCUCGCCCGCCACCCCAACAUUGUCGGCGUCAAGCUCACCUGCGGCAACACGGGCAAGCUCGCCCGCGUCGCCGCCGCCACUCGCAACCUGAACAAGCACGCGGGAGACGAGUCCUCCUCCUCCUCCUCCUCCUCCUCCUCCUCCUCCUCCUCUUCCUCCUCCUCGUCUUCUGCCCGGCAGCAGCAGCAGCAGCCCGACUUCCUCGUGCUCGCCGGCUCCGCCGACUUCACGCUGCAGUCGCUCAUCGCGGGCGGCCACGGCAUCCUGGCGGGGCUGGCCAACAUCGCGCCCAAGGCGUGCGUGCGGACCGUGGAGCUCUUCGGCCAGGGCAAGCUGGCCGAGGCCCAGGCCCUGCAGGAGGUGGUCGCGCAGGGCGACUGGACCGCCAUCCAGGGCGGCGUCGUCGGCGUCAAGUCGGGCCUGCAGGGCUGGAUGGGCUACGGCGGCUACGCGCGCAGCCCCCUGCCUCGGCCGACCCCGGAGCAGGCCAGGAAGUGGAAGGAAGGCUUCCGGGACCUCGUCCUGCUGGAGAAGAGUCUCUGAUUUGGAUAUGAUGCACGUUUCUUUUUUUUUUUUUUUUUUGGUUGUUGUUGUUGUUGUUGCAUUCUGAUGAUGAGAUAUGAUGCUUGCUGUCGGAUAUUGACGUUUCAUUCUUGACGAUCAAUGGCAGUGAUGAUCACUUAGUUAGUCCUCACGGGACUGGGGACAAGGGGAAAGGGGAUUUACGGAGACACACACUUUCGGCGUUUCGAUUCAUGACAUGGGGAUUGCGGGGAAAGGGAACAAAAGAGAUAGAGGCUUCUCAUCUCUCGGCGUUGCGGGAUCAAAAACCACCAUUAUUAUUACGUGGGUUCUCGAGCUUACCAUCUUUUGUUCUAUUCUAAUAUAUAUGCCAUCCUUCUACGCAU